This is a messenger RNA of Xyrichtys novacula (pearly razorfish), 4864 nucleotides long. The record is from the annotation of a GenBank genome assembly. NCBI's taxonomy places the organism in Eukaryota, Metazoa, Chordata, Actinopteri, Labriformes, Labridae.
GAUGUUGAAGUGUAAUCCUGACUGGACUACACAAAACUAGUUUCCAAACCCUUUCACUUUCGAAUUCUUUGUAACGUACAAGGAAAUGAUCUUGGACGGAUUGUCACUAACCUUCGUUAUUUUGGAAAACUAAACUUGUAAAAUACAGAUUAUACUUAAAGUAGAGGUGUUAUACAAGUAGCCUAUGAUACAGAAUGGCUCUUUUUGAUGUAAGCGGGUUUAAGUCUUAUUCUGAACUUCGACGACAGAUUCUUCCGACCGGACAGACGCAUCUCAUCGACCGAACCAACCACUACAAUUUCGGGGCCCAGACUCAAGAGUUUGCUGUACCUUCGGGUGUAGAUGUGAGUAUCCUUCAGCAGGUUUUCAUAAUAAAUAAAUACACUAAAUCCUAUCCGGUAAAGUUGCUGAAAGCUGAGGCAUCACGCGGUGUUUGGUGCCCUUUUACGCGUCUGUGGUUUUCAGCGUUAAAUGCGUUUUGCUUCUUUUUUCUCAUACAUGCAUUUUCCUAACUUUGUACAAGCUAUCGUCAAACAGUGUGGAGUCAUAUUAUAUGCUUUACUCCCGCUUUAUCUUGAUCAGAAACUCUUAAAACGCUGUUGUAGCAUCGUGCGUAAUGCUGAGUCGCUUUCUGUGGUGUCAUUCUAGCCCUCAGGGUUCCUGAAGUCCUGCAGCCGUGAUGGAGGGGUGUGCAUUGAAUUGAACCACGGUACGACCACUUUGGCCUUCAAGUUCAGACAUGGAGUCAUCGUAGCUGUGGACUCAAGGGCCUCAGCUGGACGUUAUCUUGGUAAAAUGUUUAACACCUCUUCUCCCCACAAUUAAGUGAUUAGAAAAGGUAUGACUGCAAUAAGUCAGUGAAAGGUGCCAUACUACUACUACUACUCUACUACUACAUACUACUUUAAAUAUGUAGUAUAUAAUAUACAAAGCAAGACCCUAAACUCUGAAACAAUAAAUAAGUUAAAGAGGAGUGCUAGACUAACAAAUGUGGUAACCAUGGUCAGAAAACACUUAAUAUGCCAAUAAGUGCCUCUGCACUGAGCCUUACAGGCGACACUAGGGGAGGAGGAAUGGGGAAGGUAUGGGACAAAAAAGAAAAAAAAAGAAAGUCUUUACCCAAAGGCAGAAACAUAUAAUACCGAUUAUCUUCAUCAAACUGCGAUGCAGCAGAAUGAUAACUUUAAUUCUCUACUUGUUUUUUUUCUGUUGUAGCCCAUAGUUAAUUAAUUAAUCGGUCAAUGUUCUUACCUUAAUGCAGCAGCAUCCUUCGCGGGGUCUUUGUGUCAUAUUUCUCAACUAUUUCCUCCGGUUUAAUCCUCUUCAUACUUGUCCUCACACACUUGCACACACAAUUCCGUGUGUUUAAUCAUUUUUCCUUAAUAUUUCUCCAGGCACUGACCCCAAAAGUAAAGGCCUCUUGGUCCCAGAACAUGGCAUCAUCUACCUGCAUGAAUACGUCUUGAAAUAUUCAGAGCUAAAAGCUCUCUUCUGUUUACCAAAGUUAUUUCUGAGGUACUCUAGUAAAAUCAGCAGCGCAGAACUGCGAUCCUUUGUCCCCAAAUCUGACGGGCAACAGGUGUCUGGAGGUAGGCCGGUGACUGGAGGGCUGUGGCCGGUGUCCGGGGGGAGGCAGCCGGCAGUGGCUGGAGGGUGGGGGCCAGAGCCGGGAACGCGGCAGCCGGUCGUGGAAGCAUCGUGGUCGGCUUACGUGCUGCUCAUAGUGUCCUCUUGCAUGGGACUCUUGGAUUCUUUAAUUUUGACACUGUAAAAAAUUCUAAUGUCCGUUUUACCCGGUACGACAUAUUUCUUUUAAUGUUGCUGGACUGUCGGUGUCUAGCAUAGCUAGCGAGGCAGAGGCUAAGGUUAGCUUCAAUGCUGCGUUUUAGCUACGUCGUGUGUACGUAAUGACGCAGUUAACCAAGAAGAAAAAAAAAUACAACAUAAAUAACAACUUUAAAAAGUGUUUUAAUGUAUUUCCCAUCUCUUUCUAAAAUAGUAUUUAAAAAAAUAUGUUUUUUUUUGUUAUAUAUUUUUUUUUUCUGUGACGAUUUAGGGGAAGCUAAGCCUCCCAUAGCCUAAUUAUAGCGCCCCCUAUGGUUGUAGCUACGCCGUGUGUUCCUAAUGACACAGGUAACCAAUAAGAAAAUUUGUUUAAAAAUCAAGAUAAAUAAUACCUUAAAUUAUUUAAAAAUGCAUUUUCCACCUCUUUCUAAAAUAAUUUAUUUUUUAAAAGAACUAUUUUAUUUUUGUGAUGAUUUUAUUUUAUUAUCUGUAAUAAUUUAGGGGAAGCUAAGCCUCCCUUAGCCUAUUAAUAGCGCCCCCUAUGGUUGUAGCUACGCCGUGUGUACGUAAUGACACAGGUAACCAAUAAGAAAAUUUAAAAAACAUCAAUAUAAACAAUACCUUCAAAAUGUUUUAGUCUAUUUCCCACCUCUUUCUAAAAUAGUAUUCGAAAAAACAUUAUUUUAUCAUUUUAUUUUAUUCUAUUUUAUCUAGCCUAUUAAUAGCGCGUCCUAUGCUGGGCCUCUUCAGGUGUAAUCAUACCUCGACUUUGAUCUUGGUCACUAAAUGUCUCCUUUUCUCAAAUAUGUCACCUACAGCAUCCAAUGAUGUCAACAAGGUCAUAGAGAUCAACCCCUACCUGCUGGGCACCAUGUCAGGCAGUGCUGCAGACUGCCAGUACUGGGAGAGACUGCUGGCUAAAGAGUGCAGGUCUGUCACUGUGUUUUAAAAGCAUGUCACUGUCAUUUAAAGGGAUAUUCCAGCGUAAAAUUAAGUUAGGGUCAAACACACCUUUACACUGAGUUAGACACCCCCUUGAGAGAUGAAUGUUGCCAACGGCUUGCUUCUCUAGUUAUACCAACUUUAGUAACGACCACACGAUAGCAAUAUACAGUGGUCUAGGGAGCCACGCGCACUCCUCAACCACUCUAUAGCCACAAAUAACUACCUAACUUUAUCAACAGUACAUAUAGGGUCCCAGCCACAGCACUAGUCGCCAAAAUCUUUUUAGCUUUGCCUGAUUUCUUUAUCAAAGAGACUAAAACACAACUCACCUACUCUCUUCCUGCAGCCGCUUGUUUGUAGGGAGAGCUCAGACAGGUCCAUCACUGACAGCAGUGGGGUGAUGCAGCUCAAGGAAGAACAUUCAUGAUCUUUUCUCCAUGGAAAUGCAACCAGAUCGAGACGCUUAGGCAGAAGAACUACCGCGUCUGCAGUGCAAAAUGAUUAAUAUGAUGUUUAUUACUUCAAGGAAAUGAUAAAGUAAUGAUCAUCAAGUGUUCCUCCUUGAGCUGUGUCAUCCCGAUGUUGUUGGUCAUGGACUUGUCAAGGUCUCCCUACAAACAAGCAGCUGCUGGAAGAGAGUAGGUGAGUUGUGUUUAGUCUCUUUGCUCAAGAAAUCAGGCAAAGCAAAUAAGACCCUAAAUUAAUUUAAUGCUGGAAUAUCCCUUUAACUGGACUGCAUGUGUAUCUAUAUAAUUGUUGAUAAAUAAUAUACUUAAAAAGAAACAACUUUUACACUGUAUUUAUAAUUAAAUGACACAAGAAUUUCUGUGCUCACCUUGUUUAAUUAUGACUGUUUGGUCCAGGCUGUACAGACUGAGAAACAAUCACAGGAUCUCUGUGGCUGCUGCCUCCAAGCUGCUGUCCAACAUGAUGCUGGGCUACAGAGGCAUGGGUCUCUCUAUGGGAAGCAUGAUCUGUGGAUGGGACAAAGAGGUGAGCUGUUCUCCAGUUGAGGCCUGAACAUUUUUAUCACUUGGUGUGAAGAAAUGAAGUAAUUUCAGAGCUUCUGCUUGUGUUUGCAAACUCUUGUUAUUUCAUCUAAGAGUCAAGGUUAAGCGCUGUUAUUUCUUAAACAAUACACUAAAAACAUGGUAUAAGGUCAGUUGCAAUUUAAUAUUGCUACACAUAAGUGGGAAGGUUCUGUUGUUGUUUUUUGUAUCAGUUUGUAGGAAUUUUGCUGCAUAUUCAAAACAAUUUCUCUUCACCCAUCACCAUGACUGUGUUCUCUUCAGGGUCCUGGUCUGUACUACGUUGAUGAUAAUGGGACCCGUCUGUCUGGACGUAUGUUCUCUACCGGCUGUGGGAACAGCUAUGCCUACGGUGUGGUGGACAGCGGUUACAGAGAAGACAUGACAGUGGAGGAGGCGUAUGAGCUGGGCCGACGGGGCAUCGCUCACGCUACACACAGAGAUGCUUACUCAGGAGGGGUGGUCAACAGUGAGUAUACUCCAAGAAUGUCCUCUGAUUAUGUCUGAGGUUUAGUACAUACAGUAGGUGUACCUUGUGGCUUUUAGACACAAGUCAUGAUAUAUUGCUGAUUUAAAUGAACUUGCAAACAUCCACCAAGUAUCAAAACAACAUAAAGAGAAGAAAUCUCCACAUCCAUCCCCAUGAAAUAAAAUUACACUAUUACUGACAGUCACCUUUACAAUCUGUGUGUGUGUGUGUGUGUAGUGUACCACAUGCAAGAGGAUGGCUGGAUCAAGGUGUGUAAGGAGGACGUAUCAGAGUUGAUCCAUCGCUACAGGAAGGGGAUGUUCUGAGAUCAACUUCUCCAGCAAGAUCAUAAAUAUCUGCAGUCUGUUCACGACCAAAUUAAACAUUUCUGUUCACAGUGACCCUUUUUUUAAAUACUUGGUUUUUAAAAUGGGUUAACAUUGUUUGUGAGUUAAGUUUCAUUUAUCAACUUGUAUCUGGUAAAUGUCAUCCAUGACCAAUCUGUUAAGACUGUUGUUGUUCACGCUGAUAUUGUUGCUCUCCACCCUUACAUUGUUCAACUUGGUAAUUUUUGGUUUGUGCUGACCAGACAUCCCUAAACCAUAAAGCUCCUAAUAAAAACUGUAGUUCAACCUUC